UUCGGAUCCGGGUCAUAGGAACUUGGAAAGAGGUUUAAAGCCAUGACCAUGACUAGAUAGGGUUUUGUUUCCUUUUUUUCUCUCACAGCCAUGGCAGAAGAAGCCGCGCCAACCGAAACCCCCGAAACCCUCACAACGACAGACCUCCAAACCCCUCCCACCCAAGACAUGGACCUCGAACCUCCAACCACCGCCGCCGUAGCCGAGCAAACCCCCGCCAGCGGCGGCGAGGAGAACCCGAAGCGCGAGAGAGAUGACGGCGGCGAGGAGGAGACCGGCGGCGGAAAGAAACCGAAGGUCGAUGAUGAUAAGUCGGCGGAAGAAGAGCGGAUGGAGGAAAUGGGAGAGGAGAAGGAGAAGGAGAAGCAGGAGGAGGAGGAGGAGGGUAGGGUUGUUGGGCUUGGGCCGAAGAGUUUCGGGUCGGGUGUGGACAUGUUUGGUUACUUUUUCAAGCUGCUUCAUUACUGGCCCCCCAAUCUCAAUGUCAACAAGUAUGAGCACACAGUGUUGCUAGAAUUGCUCAAAAAGGGUCAUCUGGAGCCGGAGAAAAAGAUUGGCGAAGGGAUCUUUGCUUUCCAAGUCCGUUACCAUCCACAGUGGAAAAGCCGCUGCUUCUUCCUCGUAAGGAAUGAUGAAACUGUUGAUGAUUUCAGCUUCAGGAAGUGCGUGGAUCACAUUCUUCCCUUGCCAGAAAACAUGCAAAUUAAAUCUGAUGUCAACAAGGCAUUGGGAGGUGGCGGUAGAGGCCACGGAGGAAGGGGUGGUGGAGGAAGAGGAGGUGGGCAUGGCCGUGGCCGAGGAGGCCGUGGAAGGGGGGGCAGGUCAAGAAACUGAGGUGUUGUCCCUGUUCUAGCUGCGAUGGACUUGGAUUUUUGAGUUUUAUCUGAUGUCUGGAAGAAUGAACAAUACCUUGUGUAAUUGUUCUACUUUAUCUAUCCAAACUUCUUCUUUAUCCAA
This is a messenger RNA of Rhododendron vialii, 957 nucleotides long. RefSeq names its product protein EMBRYO DEFECTIVE 514. Bases 91 to 834 code for a protein of 247 amino acids. Lineage: Eukaryota; Viridiplantae; Streptophyta; Magnoliopsida; Ericales; Ericaceae. The transcript is spliced from 2 exons. Gene Ontology annotation, biological process: chloroplast organization; chloroplast rRNA processing. Gene Ontology annotation, cellular component: chloroplast. The record is from RefSeq and is a predicted model, not a curated record.